CCCGCUCGGCGGGAGGAGCCGCCGCCAUGGGCGGGCCCCGCGGCCCAGUUCCUGGUGUCGGGGAUGGCGCGGCGGGAGAAUACCCCGCCACUCUGCCCGUCCUGCCGUCCGCCGCGCUGCCUGCUGUGCUGCCUGCUCCUCUGCCUGCUGCGGCUGGCGGCGGCGCGGCCGCCCGCCCCGCAUUUGGUACUGGUGCUGGCCGACGACCUGGGCUGGGGCGAUGUGGGCUGGCACGGCUCGGCCAUCCGCACGCCGCGGCUGGACGCGCUGGGAGCAGACGGCGUGCGGCUGGAGCGGUACUACACCCAGCCGCUCUGCACGCCCUCCCGCAGCCAGCUCCUCAGCGGCCGCUACCAGAUCCAUACAGGUUUACAGCACCAGAUAAUUUGGCCAUGCCAGCCCAGCUGUUUGCCACUGGAUGAGAAACUCCUUCCAGAGCUUCUUCAAGAGGCGGGAUACAUUACUCACAUGGUGGGGAAGUGGCAUUUAGGGAUGUACAGAAAAGAAUGCCUUCCAACCCGCAGAGGAUUUGAUACUUACUUUGGCUAUCUUCUGGGGAGUGAGGAUUAUUAUUCUCACGACCGUUGUGUCCUCAUCAAAGCAAAGAACAUAACACGCUGCGCUCUGGACUUUCGAGAUGGAGAAGAAGUUGCAACUGGGUUUAAAAACAUGUAUUCUACUAAUUUAUUCACAGAAAGAGCUAUAGAUCUUAUAGCCAAUCACAAAACUGAGAAGCCCCUCUUUCUCUACCUUGCUUUUCAGUCUGUCCAUGAACCUCUCGAGGUCCCUGAAGAAUACAUGAAACCGUAUUCUUCCAUUAAAGAUGUAAAGAGGCGCCAUUAUGCAGGGAUGGUGACCCUUAUGGAUGAAGCUGUAGGAAAUCUUACUGAUGCUCUGAAAAGAUAUGGUCUUUGGGACAACACAGUUCUUGUUUUCUCUACUGAUAAUGGAGGACAGACUUUGGCAGGUGGAAAUAACUGGCCACUGAGAGGAAGAAAAUGGACCCUCUGGGAAGGAGGAGUGAGAGGAGUAGGCUUUGUUGCAAGUCCUUUGCUGAAAAGAAAAGGUGUAGAAAGCCAUGAACUCAUCCAUAUCUCUGACUGGCUGCCAACACUGGUGCACCUUGCCGGAGGACAUACCAAUGGCACUAAGCCUUUGGAUGGCUUUGAUGUUUGGAAAGCUAUCAGUGAAGGAAGACCUUCCCCCAGAGUGGAACUGCUGCAUAACAUAGACCCCAUGUUUGUGGAUAACUUCCCAUGUCUUGGCAUUGACAACAGGACAUCUUUACCACAGAGCAAUGCUUCUCCCUGGGAUGACUCACUUUUCAAUAUAUCCAUGCAUGCAGCAAUCCGACGUGGAAAAUGGAAGUUACUAACUGGAUAUCCAGGCUGCAGUCAUUGGUUCCCUCCACCAUCUUUGUUCAAUGAGUCAAAGAUUCAAUCAUCUGAUCUACCAACAAAGAGGCUUUGGUUAUUUGAUAUUGUUCAUGAUCCUGAAGAGAAAAAUGAUUUGUCUGAAAAACAUCCUCAUGUGGUGGAAAAAUUGCUCUCACGGCUUCAAUAUUAUCAUAAACGUUCAGUGCCUGUGUUCUACCCCGAUGAGGAUCCUCUCUGUGAUCCAGCAGCAACUGGGGCUUGGGGUCCUUGGGCAUAGCACACAGCAUCUCAUCCUGCAGAACAAGCCUGUAGCAGAACCUGGUUUAUGGACUCAAUGUCCUAGUCACAUAUUUCUUACCUUGUUUAUUAACCGAUUGCUAAUUGUGAGCUCAUGCCUUGAGAAAUUUAGUAUUUUUUACUCUUAAAAUAUGUUGGGAAUCUUUUUUCAGUCUUUGCCCACUCUCUCCUCCAAAAAUUAUGUGUGAAAUGUUGCUAAAAUUAUAAAUCUGUUGUUCAAAUAUUCUUUAUCCAAAAUAUGCUAUUAAUGAAGAAGGAAAAAUGUUGCCUCCUUCCUUGAAAGAGAUUGCUUCUGUUAAAAAGCUGCAACAAUCGUGGCAUCAGGGACAUCCAGAAUGCAUUCAUGUUGGGGAAUAAACUGCGUUUUGUUUUCACGUUUGUCCAGAAGACAAAUUCUAUUGGAAGAAGUUACAAAUCUGUAAAGAACAGGAAAAAAAAAUCCCAUUAGUUGACGUAAUAACUUUUGCCCUUGUCAUGCAUCUCUGUCCAGAAAAGGGAACAGAUGGAAAUCUCCAACAGAAAAAUGAAACAAACAAAACCAAAAAACACCUCCCAGAAUACAGCAAAAUCCCUCUUUUAUCACUGUUUGUUUAUAUCACUGUUUAUAUAUCGAACUGGAGUAGAGAGUGGUGGUCAACUGGACUGUCAGGCAGAGGGAUCUGGACAGUCUGAAAAAAUGGGUGAACAAAGACUUCAUGAAAUUCCACAAAGGCAGAGUCCUGCACUUGGGGUGAAAUGGCUCCAUGCAGGAGUACAUACUGGGCUAUCACAGGAUAAAAAGCUUUUUUUGCAGGGAAAAAAAUCUAAGUAUCCUGCUGGACAAUAAAUACAACAAGAUUUGCCAUUGCCUCUCUGGGUAAAGAUGACCAACCACAUGCUGUUCCUUAUAACCAGGAAUGCAGCCAGCACAUUAGUGUUUAUUCCUCUCUAGCAGAAUAGCAUCACAUUUUGGGCUUCCCUGUACAAGAGAAGUAUCGACAAAUUGGAGUGAGUUCAGUGGAGCACCAUGAAGAUGCUCAAGGGGAGGAGAGUAAAUGAAGGGAGGCUAAAAAAAUUAGUUUAUGCUGGAGAAGGAAGAGAAAUGGGAAACUGCUAUCCUCAUCUAUGUAAUGGGAGAGCAUAAAGAUUAAGCCAAACUCUUCUCAGAGGUGCACUAAGAUGAAAAGCACACAGGGAACACGUGGAGUUCCAAUUCAAUAUAAGAAAAAAAAUCACACCAUAAAGUUAGUCAAAUAAGGGAACUGUGAGGCUAUGGCAUCCCUAUCCUUGGAGAUGUUCACUCCUUGGCUGGAGAAAACCCUGAGCAAUGUGAUCUAUCCCUGUAGUUGAAUCGAAUUUGAAAUUGGCCCUGCUUUGGUGGCAGUGAUGAGGAACAACCAAGUGACCUCCAAAGGGCCCUUUCUGCAUGAAUUAUUCAACGAUUUUGCAAUAAACAAAACCUUAUUUCUA
Molecule: messenger RNA, 3122 nt
Organism: Strigops habroptila (Kakapo)
Lineage: Eukaryota; Metazoa; Chordata; Aves; Psittaciformes; Psittacidae
Gene: ARSB
Product: arylsulfatase B
Exons: 8
Coding region: 64-1653 (529 amino acids)
Source: RefSeq, a predicted model, not a curated record